Molecule: messenger RNA, 441 nt
Organism: Brugia malayi
Lineage: Eukaryota; Metazoa; Nematoda; Chromadorea; Rhabditida; Onchocercidae
Exons: 3
Coding region: 1-441 (146 amino acids)
Source: RefSeq, a predicted model, not a curated record
AUGAGCGGUACUAUUAGCACGGAACGGAAAAUGGAAAUUAUGCAGCUAGAAAUGAAUGGUUUUGUGAUGCGUUUGGAACCGCGAAUACGUGGUCGAUUCAAUGAUUCACUUCGAAAGGUUCUGGUCGAAAGUUUAUUGGAUGGGACUGUGUUUGCCAUUGUCGAAUCACUCAGUGAUUUGCAACGCAUGAAUGAAACACAGCUUUAUAACGAUCGCCACCAGCGACUAAUGGAGUUGCAAUGCAUUCCUGAUUUGGAUGAACAAAUGAAACAAAUUGAUAUUAAUAUUGUGAAAGAGCUCGAUAAGAUAGUUGCACAACAGCAAGAUACAUUGUGCCGUGCCGGUGUUCCAGCAUUUCGCAUAACUACUAGUCCUCGAGAAAUCGAGCUGCAGAUGGCAAUUAUUAGUUUUAUUUUAACAGUUCGUACAAGACUUCUGUGA